AUGCAGCAGAAUUCGAGAGGCGACACCGAAAAGAGCGGUAAGCGCCAAUCGAUCGGAAAGAGAAAGCUUCCUGAUCAAGGGGAGCCAUCGCAACCGCGCCAGACCGUCGCCGAGCUUCUCUCCGAACGAUACACUCCCGAGCCCCAGUCUCACAAACGAUCCCGCUUAUCUUCAUCUCCGCAUUUGCCUUCCCCAACGCUCCCGCAUAAGAUGUAUCCGAUUUCCGGCAGGAAUGGUCCUGUUGGUCGGGGUGUUGGCUCAGCUGGCUCCAUCAAACCAGUGAAUGCAAACGCCGGUCAAAACAACUUUACUCCAUACACUGGUGCAAGGAAGCUUGUUGUUAAGAAUCUUCGUGCUGGACCCCGGCUGGAUCAGGAAUCAUAUUUCGAUAAGGUCUGGUCACAGUUUGAUGCGGCUUUGGCGGCUAUCUUUGAUGGCAGGCAGCCUGAGAGUUCGCUUGAGGAACUAUAUAAAGGCGGAGAGAAUGUUUGUCGACAGGAUCGGGCAGCACAGUUGGCGAACAAGCUGCGGGAUCGGUGCAAAGAGUUUGUGGAUGGGAAAAUGCGGAAGAACCUGGUCACCAGGUCCAAGGGCAGCACUGAUGUCGAUACAUUACGAUCUGUAGUUGAGACAUGGUCCUCAUGGCACUCCAAACUGAUUACCGUUCGAUGGAUCUUCUACUACCUCGACCAGUCAUUCCUUCUGCACUCCAAGGAACACCCUGGGAUCCGCGAUCUGGGACUAAAGCAAUUCCGGGAAUACAUCUUCGCUGAUGUCAAUUUGAAGCCGAAGAUCCUGAAGGGCGCUUAUGACCUGAUUGAUGCUGAUCGACAGGGCGAUACCAAUGCAGCGUCCAACUCAACUCUGCUUAGGGAGGCCAUGGAUCUCUUCCACAAUCUGGAUGUCUACAACAGCGAUUUCGAGCCCCUGUUCUUGACCGAGUCUCAGAAGUUUACCGCGGCUUGGACCCUACAGCAAUCAUCUGGAUCUCUGCAAUCGUACGUCCAAAACGCCCACCGCUUGAUUGAGCGUGAGGUUGAGCGGUGCGGAUUGUUUGCCUUCAACAGGAGCACGAAGAUGAAGCUUUCCGAGCUUCUUGAUGAGACUCUGAUAACCCAGCAAAUCGAUCUCCUGACCAACCAGAAUGAUGUGCUUGAGUUAUUACGGGCAGACAAUAAGAGUGCAUUGAAGCAGCUCUACAGUCUACUGAGCCGGCGGGAUCUUGCCCUGGACUUGAAGUCUGCAUUCCAAAGUUACAUCAUUGAGGAGGGCGAAGGUAUUGUGUUUGAUCAAGAGAAGGAAACUGACAUGGUUGUCUAUCUGCUUCAAUUCAAGCAAAAAGUGGAUAGCAUCGUAGUUGAUUCCUUUGACUCCAAUGAAGGGCUCAGAAUCACUCUCCGCGAAGCCUUUGGUGCAUUCAUGAACCGUGGAAAGAAGAUGGAGUCCACGGGCGGCACCGACAAUCCCAAGUCUGGUGAAAUGAUUGCCAAAUACGUCGAUCGACUCCUAAAGGGUGGUUACAAGCUGCCUCCUGGUCGCAAGCCCGAGGAAACAAGUCUCAUCUCCGACGAUGCAGAGCUAGACCGACAGCUAGAUCAAGUGCUCGAUCUCUUCCGAUUUGUGCAUGGCAAGACGGUCUUUGAAGCAUUCUACAAGAAUGACCUUGCCCGCCGCCUCCUGAUGAAGCGAAGUGCAAGUAGUGAUGCGGAGAAGAGCAUGCUGGCUCGUUUGAAGAAUGAAUGCGGAUCGAACUUCACUCACAACCUCGAGUCGAUGUUCAAUGACAUUGACACCGCCGCCGAAGAAAUGACAGCCUUCAAGAACUCGCCAUCAGAAAUGUCGAAGAGACACUCUUUCGAAUUCGACGCCACUGUGCUGUCAGCCGCCGCAUGGCCAACAUACCCGGACACUCCCGUGCAUAUUCCAUCGAAUAUUGCACGUGCUGUUCAGCGAUUCGAAACAUUCUAUCAAACCAAGCACAAAGGCCGCGCUCUAGCCUGGAAGCAUCAAUUAGAUCAUUGCCAGCUGAAUGCCAACUUCGACGCCGACAGAAAGAACCUGGUAGUCAGUUCAUUCCAGGCAAUUGUGCUCCUCCUCUUCAACGAUGUCGCUGAAGGUGAGAGUCUCACAUACACGGAAAUUAAAACAGCGACCGGGCUAUCGGAUCCUGACUUAGUGCGAACCCUCCAAUCUCUGGCGUGCGCCAAGUACCGAAUCCUCAUCAAGACUCCCAAGGGCAAGGAGGUGAACAAAACCGACACCUUCAAGUACAAUGCCAAAUUCACCGAUAAGCAAAAGCGGAUCAAGAUCAACCAGAUCCAACUGAAGGAAACAAAAGAGGAGACCAAGACCACGCACGAGCGCAUUGCAGCCGAUCGGCAUUUCGAGACCCAGGCCGCCAUCGUGCGUAUCAUGAAGAGCCGCAAGGUCAUUAAUCACCCUGGGCUUGUCUCGGAGGUGAUCACCGCUACUAAACGACUGGGUGCUCUGCAGCCCGCGGAUAUUAAGACCAACAUUGAGAAGUUGAUUGAGAAAGAUUACAUUGAGCGUACCGAUGAUAAUCAGUACAGUUACGUGGCAUGA
Penicillium salamii is the source of this 2583-nucleotide messenger RNA. NCBI's taxonomy places the organism in Eukaryota, Fungi, Ascomycota, Eurotiomycetes, Eurotiales, Aspergillaceae. The record is from the annotation of a GenBank genome assembly.